CGUGUUAUAUUAUAUCAAUAUCUCUGUCCCAAAUGCAAACAGAAGGAUUCUCAGAAGCAUCCAAUCUCUUCUAUCAUGGAGCCAUACCAAGAAUCUGACAAUAAUUCACCACCCGCAACGGCCACCGAAGCGAAACAUGGAAAAUACCUCGACAUCCUCACUGUCCCCGAUAUAAACCUCCGAGAAGCCAGCAGCGCCGACACCUUGACCAAUCCUCUAUCUAUUGCGUCACCUCCCAAGAGCAGUCUACAAUGGAGGAUGACACCACAGGUGAUUCGGAAUGCCGAGCGUGAUGAAGCAGCUGGCUUUAAAAGGCGCGAGCUGGGAGUCACUUGGCAGAAUCUGUCAGUGGAAGUUUUGGCCGCCGAAGCAGCCGUCAAAGAGAACAUGAUCUCCCAGUUCAACGUUCCUCAACUCAUUAAAGAUGUCCGCCGCAAACCACCACUCAAGAGUAUCUUAUCGGACAGCCAUGGAUGUGUUAAACCUGGUGAAAUGCUACUCGUUCUCGGACGGCCUGGAUCCGGAUGCACUACUCUUCUCAAGAUGCUUUCCAAUCGCCGCGAAGGAUAUAGGAAGAUCACUGGAGAUGUGCGUUUUGGAAGCAUGACGCCCGACGAAGCACAAAAUUAUCACGGGCAAAUUGUGAUGAAUACGGAAGAGGAGCUGUUUUACCCUCGGUUGACGGUCGGCCAAACCAUGGAUUUUGCCACUCGACUCAAGGUCCCAUUUCACCUUCCUGCGGGAGCCAAGAGUGUUGCCGAAUACACCGCAGAGACCAAACAGUUCCUUCUGGAGUCCAUGGGGAUUUCCCAUACGGCUGAUACGAAAGUCGGCAAUGAGUUCGUUCGAGGCGUCAGUGGUGGUGAACGAAAGCGUGUAUCCAUUAUUGAGUGCCUCGCAACGAAAGGUUCAGUGUAUUGCUGGGACAACUCUACAAGGGGUCUCGAUGCCUCUACGGCCUUGGAAUGGGCGAAGGCCCUUCGUGCUAUGACCGACGUGCAGGGCCUCUCCACGAUCGUGACCCUAUAUCAAGCCGGAAAUGGAAUCUAUAAUCUUUUCGACAAGGUUCUUGUUCUCGAUGAAGGAAAACAGAUCUAUUAUGGCCCUGCGUCGGAAGCCAGACCAUUCAUGGAAAAUCUGGGAUUCGAAUACACUGACGGUGUAAACACUGGUGACUUUUUAACGGGUGUAACCGUUCCGACUGAGCGAAAAAUCAGGCCUGGUUGGGAAAACAGAUUCCCUAGAACAGCCGACGCCAUUUUGACCGAGUACCAGAACUCGGCGACAUACAAGCAUGAGAUUUCUCUGUACGGCUAUCCCGACACUGACCUUGCUUCCGAGCGUACUGAAGCAUUCAAAGAAUCCGUCGCAUGGGGGAAGUCUACACGUCUGCCCAAAGACAGUGAUUUGACCAUUAGCUUCUGGGCCCAGCUCAUGUCUUGCACGAUCAGACAGUACCAAAUUCUUUGGGGUGAGAAAAGCACGUUCCUGAUCAGACAGGUUUUGUCGUGUUGCAUGGCAUUGAUCGCUGGAUCUUGCUUCUACAACGCUCCAGUCACUUCGGAGGGCCUUUUCACCAAGGGCGGUGCCAUUUUCUUUGCAUUGUUAUACAACUGUAUCGUCGCGAUGUCUGAAGUCACUGAAUCUUUCAAGGGGCGUCCAAUUUUGACGAAGCACAAAUCUUUUGGGAUGUACCACCCGGCUGCAUUUUGCCUGGGCCAGAUCACAGCGGAUUUCCCUGUGUUGCUCUUUCAGUCUACGAUUUUCUCGGUCGUGAUCUACUGGAUGGUUGGGUUGAAGCAUACCGCGGAAUCUUUUUUCAUCUUCUGGGCUAUCCUUUUCUCGACAACUCUGUGCAUCACUGCCCUUUUCAGAUGUAUUGGAGCCGCGUUCAGUACUUUUGAAGCCGCGUCCAAGAUCAGUGGUACCGCAGUCAAAGCACUCAUUAUGUACGCAGGAUACAUGAUCCCAAAGCCGGGGAUCAAGAAUUGGUUCGUUGAGCUGUACUACCUGAAUCCGUUCGCCUAUGCAUUCCAGGUCGGAUUAUCCAACGAAUUUCAUGGUCAACACAUCGACUGUGUUGGCAGGAACCUUAUUCCCAGUGGCCCAGGCUACGAGAAUGUUGAAUCUGGCCAUAAAUCCUGCGCUGGAGUUGGCGGUGCUCUCACCGGCGCGGAUUACGUGACUGGAGAUCAAUACCUCCUAUCUCUCCACUAUAAGCACUCUCAGAUGUGGCGAAACUUCGGAGUCGUCUGGGGCUGGUGGGCCUUUUUUGCUGUCAUGACAAUCAUCUGCACAUGCCGCUGGAAGUCUGGGGCCGCCUCGGGUUCCGCUCUACUUAUACCACGCGAGAAUCUCAAGAAGCACCAAUCUGGUACCGAUGAGGAGUCCCAGCGCAACGAGACAGAGAAAGCCCAGGCGAACACAGGCGAACCAGUUCAGGUCGACAAUGGCAACCUUGUUCGCAAUACGUCUAUUUUCACCUGGAAGAACCUCACGUAUACGGUCAAAACACCCACUGGAGACAGAGUCCUCCUGGAUAAAAUCAAUGGAUGGGUCAAGCCCGGUAUGCUUGGGGCUCUCAUGGGUUCUUCUGGAGCUGGCAAAACAACCUUGCUUGAUGUGCUCGCGCAACGCAAGACCGAUGGUACCAUCAAUGGUUCCGUUCUAGUUGACGGCCGUGAGUUACCGGUGUCGUUCCAGCGAAUGGCAGGGUACUGCGAGCAACUGGAUGUUCAUGAGUCGUAUGCCACUGUGAGAGAAGCCCUGGAAUUUUCAGCACUCCUCCGCCAAUCCCGGGACACCCCGAAAGAAGAGAAACUCAAAUACGUUGAUGCAAUCAUUGAUCUUUUGGAACUCCAUGACCUAGCCGACACUCUUAUUGGCUCUGUGGGCAAUGGCCUCUCGGUUGAGCAGCGCAAACGUGUGACUAUCGGAGUGGAGCUCGUCUCAAAGCCCAGUAUUCUGAUCUUUUUGGAUGAGCCUACCUCUGGCUUGGAUGGCCAAUCGGCCUACAAUACCGUCCGAUUCCUCCGGAAACUCGCAGAUGUUGGCCAAGCAGUCCUCGUGACAAUCCAUCAGCCUUCCGCCCAGCUAUUUGCCCAGUUCGACACCCUCCUUCUCCUUGCGAAGGGUGGAAAGACGGUCUAUUUCGGCGAUAUCGGCGACAACGCCGCCACGAUCAAGCAAUAUUUCGGCAAAUACGGUGCGAUCUGUCCUCAGGAUGCUAAUCCCGCCGAGUUCAUGAUUGACGUUGUGACGGGUGGUGUCCCAGAAGUCAAGGAUAAAGAUUGGCACCAAAUCUGGCUCGAGUCUCCUGAACAGCAUCAGAUGAUCACUGAAUUGGAUAGAAUGAUCGAAGAUGCCGCCAGCAAGCCUCCAGGAACUUCCAAUGAUAACUAUGAGUUUUCGACGCCUCUCUGGGAGCAGAUCAAAAUUGUCACGAUGAGGAUGAACGUCUCGCUCUUCCGCAAUACGGCCUAUAUUAACAACAAGUUUUCGCUCCACCUCAUUUCGGCAUUAUUGAACGGCUUCUCUUUCUACAGACCUGGCUCCAGCGUGACCGCUUUGCAGCUCAAGAUGUUCACUAUCUUUAAUUUUGUCUUCGUCGCACCAGGUGUCAUCAAUCAACUUCAGCCUCUGUUCAUUCAGCGCCGCGACAUUUACGAUGCCCGUGAGAAGAAGUCGAAGAUGUAUUCCUGGAUUGCAUUCGUCACCGGGCUUAUCGUUUCGGAGAUCCCAUAUCUCUGCAUCUGUGCAGUUCUCUACUUUUUUUGCUGGUACUGGCCCGUCUGGACCUUGCCCCAUGCUUCCGACCGUUCCGGAUCUAUCUUUUUCAUGAUGUUGAUCUACGAGUUCAUUUACACCGGCAUUGGCCAGUUCAUUGCCGCCUAUGCGCCCAACCCAACUUUUGCGGCACUUGUCAACCCGCUGAUCAUCAACCUCUUGCUCCUGUUCACUGGCGUAAUGGUGCCCUACGAUCAGUUGACUUCCUUCUGGAAAUAUUGGUUGUACUACCUCAACCCGUUCACCUACGUUGUCAAUGGCAUGUUAACGUUCGGCCUCUGGGGACAAAAGGUUACCUGCAUGGAGGAAGAGUAUGCGGUCUUUGAUCCAGUGAAUGGCACCUGUGGCCAGUAUCUGGCUGGUUUCUUGAGUGGGGCGGGCAAGGGCACCAACUUGCUCAACCCAGAUGCUACCUCAGGCUGCAAGGUGUGUGAAUUCACCACUGGAAGCGAUUAUCUGAAAAUUUUGAACACCCGCCAUUACUAUGUUGGGUGGAGAGACGCAGCAAUUACUGUUAUUUUUGCCUUCUCUGGCUACGCCCUUGUAUUUGGCCUGAUGAAGCUCAGGACUAAGGCAUCCAAGAAGGCGGAAUAG
Molecule: messenger RNA, 4380 nt
Organism: Penicillium canariense
Lineage: Eukaryota; Fungi; Ascomycota; Eurotiomycetes; Eurotiales; Aspergillaceae
Exons: 3
Biological process (GO): transmembrane transport
Cellular component (GO): membrane
Molecular function (GO): ATP binding; ATP hydrolysis activity; ABC-type transporter activity
Source: RefSeq, a predicted model, not a curated record